AUGGAAACAACAAUAGUUCAUCGUCCGGAGCCACGCAGAAGUGCGGAUCUUACGAAUCUUGAACAUUUUGCGUGGAUGCUGCAAUUGGGCAACAGCUACGAUGCUGCUUUGACAUUGUCAAGCUAUAGAGAGUUAAUGCGGGAAUUGUCUCAAUUGCUCCGUUCUCCAAUCGUUCAUCAGAUUGGGCAACUGAAUCAAUUGUUGCUCAACCAAGGGCACAUCAUUUUUCCUUCCAAGGAAUCAAUUGUGCUUCCAGUCUCGGUGCCAAUUAUUCUUCCAAUCAAACCAUUCUCUACUUCUAGACCAGAGACUUGCUUUACGCCAGCAGAUACAGAGACAACUGCAACAUUUCCCUCAUGCACUCCACCGCAGACAACGUCGCCAAAUGUGGCGAUACAUCCUGUAUCUCCACUUCCAUUUCCAGAAGUAUCAUCAACACCAGCUCUAGGAACUGUGCAAAUCUCUCCUGCUUUGCCCCUAGCUGAUGUUCUCGAGUCUGAACUCUCAACCUCUUGUCAAUCUCCACAAUGUGUUUCGACUUCACCAUUGUCAACUGAAGCAAGUCUUUUACAUCAAGCAUCGGAAGAAGUUUUUUCACAGGAUUCCACUCCAGCUUCAUCUGCUCCCUCACCGGUCACGACGACUUCUCCUGUAGUGUCAGAAGUCCCAUCGGCUCCUGCCUCAUUGGUUGCUAAUCAAAUUCAAACACCAGCUUCGUGUAACCGCGUUUCGUCUUCUCAAAUGCCAAGUAUUUCCCCCUGCUCAAUCAUAACAGAAUCGAUCGGGUCCCGACUCAGAAAAAAUCCUCAAAAGGUCCAAUGCAAAAUAUGUAAGCAAUGGUAUCACGUGUUUUGUCUUAAUUUGGACAACAGCGAGUACGUGGAAAAAACGUUCAUGUGUUGUGGACAUCAGCAAUGCCAAGAAGCAAAGAACUCAAAAAUGGGUAAAAUCUUCUUCGAAUAUUACCAGAUGAAGCAACCACGACCGCGCCCUCAGGAGCCAUAA
Molecule: messenger RNA, 1005 nt
Organism: Caenorhabditis remanei
Lineage: Eukaryota; Metazoa; Nematoda; Chromadorea; Rhabditida; Rhabditidae
Exons: 3
Coding region: 1-1005 (334 amino acids)
Source: RefSeq, a predicted model, not a curated record